CCGACAUAAUGUCGUGAAUGAGAAGUACCGAUGUGGGGAGUUUCAGAAAAUGCCUGAUUUUAAUCUCUGAAAGACCCUGACGACUUUUUAAUAAUCGAUCACUUUUAUGUUCCUAUAGUCGCCUGACUAAUAUUCGCCUCUGUGGGAUAAUAGACUUCUGGCAGUGGCCUCUCGCGGCAGGCUUCGCAUCAGGCAUUGCAGUGGACGUCCCUGGUACAAGGGUCCUCAAGCCCCUGAAGAUUGACGGGGGACCGCAGGGAUGGCGGCCGGGCAGGCCGGGUGGCUGCGGCCCGCUCUGGGGCUGCGCUUGCUGCUGGUGACUGCAUUUCAAGCGGUGUCUGCUCUUGGGGCCGAGUUUUCGUCAGAGGCAUGCAGAGAGUUGGGUUUCUCCAGCAACUUGCUCUGCAGCUCUUGUGAUCUUCUUGGACAGUUUAACCUGCUUCAGCUGGAUCCUGCUUGCAGAGGGUGCUGUCAGGAAGAAGCUCAAUUUGAAACCAAAAAGCUGUAUGCAGGAGCUAUCCUUGAAGUCUGUGGAUGAAAAUUGGGGAGGUUCCCGCAAGUCCAAGCUUUUGUCAGAAGCGAUAAGCCCAAACUGUUCAGAGGUCUACAAAUCAAGUAUGUUCGCGGUUCAGACCCUGUCCUAAAGCUUCUGGACGACAACGGGAACAUUGCUGAAGAACUAAGCAUCCUCAAGUGGAACACAGACAGUGUGGAAGAGUUUCUCAGCGAGAAGUUGGAGCGCGUAUAAGCCUUGCUUAGUUCUUCUUUUCUUAUCAAAUGAACUGUCAGAGCACCUAGAAAAUAACUGAGUUCUGCAUGCUUACAUUGGUCAGUCUUUAUGUAUGUCAUUAAUCUUCUAAUUAGAAGUUGAAGUAGCACCACAGCCUGUAAUAUGUAAGGAGCUGGCAAGCUUAGCAAAACCCAUUUCUUAGUCAUUUCUAUUCUUCUGAACUGGUUGAUGUCACUAAUGAAAUGCUUUGUAGCAGGCUUCUGGUUAAUUAUGCAAAUACCAGCUUAUGAUAACUGGUCCAGUUUUAUAAACAACAGAAUCUUAAAUAAGGGAAGGUAAUAAAGGAGUUGCCUCCUUUGCUGUGUGCUCUUUUGAAAGUAACUGACAGAAAACUACAAAACCAGUAAGAUACACUGAGCCUCAACAACGUGCCUGCUCCUCAGAGCCCCUCAGAUCUUUUCUAUUGCCUGGCUUUCUUUUUAGUAGAAGUAUUUGUGCCACAUAAAAUUUUUGUAGCCUUAACUAUUAUGGAACAGAUUGAGUAUCUACAGUAAGAGUAAUACUCGUAAAGGUUUGCAUUAAUGAGGAUUACACAGAAAACCUUUGUUAAGGAUUUGUGUAGAUCUGAUAAUUGGCAAAUUUUUAUGUUUUUAGAUAUUCUUACAGAAGAGUUCCAUUUAAGAAUGUUCACUUAUAGGACCAAAAUAUCAAUAAAAACUUUAGAAAUGUUUGAAUUUGAA
Messenger RNA from Onychomys torridus (southern grasshopper mouse), 1470 nucleotides. It is a transcript of the gene Selenof, whose product is annotated as selenoprotein F. The record is from RefSeq and is a predicted model, not a curated record. Gene Ontology annotation, cellular component: endoplasmic reticulum lumen. The transcript has 5 exons. Gene Ontology annotation, molecular function: oxidoreductase activity. NCBI's taxonomy places the organism in Eukaryota, Metazoa, Chordata, Mammalia, Rodentia, Cricetidae.